This is a messenger RNA of Hyla sarda, 936 nucleotides long. RefSeq names its product olfactory receptor 1019-like. Gene Ontology annotation, molecular function: olfactory receptor activity; G protein-coupled receptor activity. Gene Ontology annotation, biological process: G protein-coupled receptor signaling pathway. NCBI's taxonomy places the organism in Eukaryota, Metazoa, Chordata, Amphibia, Anura, Hylidae. The coding region runs from base 1 to 936 and encodes 311 amino acids. The transcript has a single exon. The record is from RefSeq and is a predicted model, not a curated record. Gene Ontology annotation, cellular component: membrane.
AUGGACCAGACAAAUGUAAGUGUGGUAAAAUAUUUCAUCAUCGCUGGGAUCUCUGAGGUCCCUAUGAUACGCAUUAUUAUUUUUCUUUUGGUUCUCCUUAUUUUUGUUCUCACAUUCGGUGGCAACUUGUCUAUUGUUCUCCUGGUCUGCCUGGACCCUCAGCUCCACACCCCCAUGUAUUUCUUCCUAUGUAACUUGUCCAUUGUAGACAUCACUUGCUCAACAAACAAUUUGCAUAACCUUCUUCUAUCUUUCUUAUCAGGAGAUAACACUGUUUCAGUCCUGAGAUGUACAGUUCAGAUCUUUAUAUUUUUGUCCUUGACGUGUGGUGAGCUUUUAAUCCUGGCUGCCAUGAGUUACGACCGAUAUAUGGCUAUAUGUAAUCCUUUGCAUUAUAACAUGAUCAUGAAUGGUAGAUUAUGUACACUUCUAGCCAUCAUGUGCUGGGGAAUGGGCACGGUGGAGAGUAUCCCCAUUUUCUUGGAAUUACUCAGAGUCUCUUGUUAUAAAUCCAACAUGGUCAACCACUUUUUCUGUGAUAUAAUGCCGGUGCUGAAGUUGUCUUGCAGUGAUGCCCGUUUCCUAGACCUUUAUAUACUCACUGUAGGAGUUGUCAUUUCAGCUUUUUGUCCUUUUCUCAUGACAUGUGUUUCCUACGUCUUCAUUAUCGUAACAAUCCUCAAGAUCCGCUCCACCACCGGCAGGCGUAAGGCCUUUUACACAUGUUCCUCACACCUCACGGUUGUCAGUCUUCUCUACACCACUCUUGCCAUCCAGUACAUGAGGCCACAUUCCUUGGUCAACUUAGGAUCAAACAAACUGAUAUCUCUGUUUAACACGGCGGCUGUUCCCAUAUUAAAUCCAUUGAUUUAUAGUUUAAGAAAUAAAGACAUCAAAGCUGCUUUUCGAAGGAGGAUGAGAUGGGAUUUUUUUUAG